GUGAUAACAAAUUGAUAACAAAAAUGGAUGAAAAAUUCAAAAUUAAUUUUCAAAAUUAAAUCGUAAUGUAACUUUAGUAAUCAAAUCAACAUUCUUCUCUCUGCAUUCAGAGUAAUUGUGCUGUGUAUACUCUUCGUUCAUUCCACACUCUCUCAUCUCUCACAUUUUGUGUAUUGAAUUACAUUGAUCGCUCGGAGCUUGAAUAAUAUCAACAUACACGCCUAUUUUUCAUCUUCUCUUACAUGACUCUAGAAAAUUACACUUGUAAUAUCUUUGAAAUUGUCGCAUUUUACUAGUUUGAACCGUCACGUAUUUUAUGUCUUCGUUCUUGGAUAACACCAGUAAUCAGAAUCCUUGGUUAAGUUCUGAAGAUAACGGUACAGCAUCCGAUAAGAAAUUCGAUGACGACUUUGUGAAAGCUUCUUACCAGCCAUUGGCUGACUCCAAUCAAUACUUAGCGACGUUGGAAAAAAAGUUAUCCAAGUUGAAAAACGUUAACAAACCAAAACAAAAAAAUGAUUUGGUAAAAGCUGUCGAAAGUACGUGGGAUUCGUAUAUGUUUCGUGUGAUCGAAAGUGACUCGAGAGAACAACUCAACUUGAAUCAAGAUUCCGAAUUGGAAGCCAGUCUUACUCCGAAUUCAAUAAUUUCGAGAAUAAAUCCGGAGCAAGCUUUGACCAUCGGCGAACUCGCAGAAUUAGUGAAGAACGAUACGUUAUCCAUUGCUUUCGAGAAACCAGAUUCAGAUCAAAGUUGAACAACAUGGCCGAAACAAAGGCUCAAUUCUGGAAUCGAACUACAUUCAUGGUCAUAACCGGAGCUAGUCAAGGCUUAGGAAAACAAUUAGCCAUCGAAUUCAGCCGGUCAGUGGCUCCAGAUUCGACCAUUUUAUUACUAGCAAGAACGUUACCGAAAUUGGAAACCACUAAGAAGGAAAUACUCGAGAUAAAUCCUACGUUGAAUGUGAAAGUACUCUCUGUUGAUUUGAGUAAACCAGACCUCGAACAAUUCGAAGAGAUUUUGGCGCCGUUUGCCUCAGAUAGAAAAUACGAAUUGUAUUUCUUGGUCCAUAAUGCAGCUUCUGUAUCAUGUCAAACGCCAGCUACCGAAAUGAAAGACAUAAACACCUGGAAUGAGUACAUGACGUUAAAUUUGUACUCAGUAGCUUUACUAACCUCUGCAUUCCUCAAGUAUUUCAAAGAUGGUGAACGGUGUUUGCUCAACAUUUCAUCUCUAGCGGCUUUGGUAGCUUUCAAGGGUAUGGCUUUCUAUUGUGUGGGCAAAGCGAGUCGAGAAAUGUAUUUCAAGACUUUGGCUGAAGAAGACCCUUCGCUGAAUAUUCUAAACUAUUCGCCUGGUCCACUAAAAACCGAUAUGUUGGAUGAAAUUGCGAACAGCUGUUGCAAUUCGGAUACAAAAAGUACUUUUACCGAUAUGAUUAACAAAGAUAAUUACGUCAAGAUUGAAGACACUGUUAAAAAAGUAAUCGAUGUAUUGGGGCGAAGAUGUUAUACAAGUCCCGGUCGUAUUGACUUCUAUGACCGAUAAUAUUCUAAAUAAAUUGCGUUUAAAUUCGAAUUUUUAAAUAUAUACAUGUAUCAAC
Molecule: messenger RNA, 1603 nt
Organism: Planococcus citri (citrus mealybug)
Lineage: Eukaryota; Metazoa; Arthropoda; Insecta; Hemiptera; Pseudococcidae
Gene: Sptr
Product: Sepiapterin reductase
Exons: 5
Coding region: 763-1548 (261 amino acids)
Biological process (GO): tetrahydrobiopterin biosynthetic process
Molecular function (GO): sepiapterin reductase (NADP+) activity
Source: RefSeq, a predicted model, not a curated record